Messenger RNA from Lithohypha guttulata, 1641 nucleotides. RefSeq lists its product as uncharacterized. The coding region runs from base 1 to 1641 and encodes 546 amino acids. The transcript has a single exon. The record is from RefSeq and is a predicted model, not a curated record. NCBI's taxonomy places the organism in Eukaryota, Fungi, Ascomycota, Eurotiomycetes, Chaetothyriales, Trichomeriaceae.
AUGGCUUCUAAUCAUAUAUUUACAUUUCAAGACCUCGAUGCCACUUCGGGUAGAGUUAUCAAUACCUAUAUCCUAACCCCAACGAAUACAGGCGAUGGAAGCAACAAGGAUAAGACGUUGCGACUUGACGAAAUUCCACCCGAAGCGAAGAUAUUGUCCAGCAGGGUAGGUGAAGAUCAAAGUACGCAGAAACCAAAGGGUGGCAUCCUACCUGUCUUGGAUGUCAGUAUCUACGUGGAUUUUAUACUCGCCUAUCUCAAAACACUUUUCUUGCCCACUGGCUACCCAUUCACCGUAACAGAGGACUACAGGCCGUACCAGAUCUACGACUCGAUUCAAGCCUUCGCAUCUAGUAUCGCAGGUCUUCUUUCUUCUCGAGCCGUGUUGCAGUCACUCAAUGUCGUAUCCCCAUCCACAACGAGUCUUAACAGUGACAAAGACCAUGGCGGAUUGCCAGCUAAUUCAACUUCGACCGCCACGGCUGCAACUCUUCUCUCUAUUCUACAAUCGACACUGUCGAACAUUACUACCAUUGUCUUCGCCUCUCGUGCCGCACCACGUAUCAGUCGUGACGUCAAGUUCUACCGCUUCCUGGCCGACGUCGUCAAUGAUGCCGCUUUCUUGCUCGAUUUGUUAGCACCAAUGCUGCCCACGUCUUCGAAACUCCCUUUCGUUCCAACACUGUCCAUCUUGUCGUCACUACCAAUUUCGCACCGCACGCUUGCCUUGUGCGCCUCGAGUAUGCUCCGUGCGAUCUGUGGUGUCGCUGGCGGAAGCUCGAAAGCUGUGCUCAGCAGCCACUUUGCGAGGAACAACCCUGAAGCUGUUGGGGACCUCAAUGCUAAGGACGGCAGCCAAGAGACGGUGGUCAACUUAAUGGGCAUGUGGGUAGGUGGCCUGGUGGUCAGUCGGGUCGAAAGUGUGUUUGCGACGUGGUGCUGGAUGCUAUUUCUGCUGGGCGUACAUCUGUGGGCGAAUUAUACGGCAGUCAAGAGUGUGAGGCUAAGGAGUCUGAACAAGCAGAGAGCAAUCGUGGUCGUGCGCAGCAUCGUGGCAGGAGAGCUGUGGAGGCCGAGCAACCUAGAGAUUUGGCAAAGUGACUCGAGGUGGAAGGCGUUGAGUGUAGACAACUUGGGAAGUAGAGAGAGCAUUCUUGGCAUUAGGCAAUUUCUGAAGAACCUACUACGUGCACUCAUGACAUUCCGACCUCGUCAAAUCGAGAACAUGAGUUGCCAGAUUGGUGUUAGUAUCCAAGAGCUCUUUACCUCCCUUCAUGGUACCACGAGACAUGGCAGUGGCAGCUUCCGAGCUGAGGACGUCAGACAAUUACUGAGCAUAUUUGAGCGGGAAUCAUACAUCCUCUGGCUGGACGAUAAGAGCAACAAAACGGUGGUUGUACUCAAGCAGAAUUCUAGUCCUCGAGACCAAUUUAAGGCGUUCCUGCACGCGUACAAAGUGCAGAACACAUACCAUCAGGAGACAGCAUCUCGGGCUGAUGAUCGCCGCUUCACGGUCAUAGCCAACGCACUGGCAGAGGUCAACGACAACUGGGAUGGGCUUUACUCGGUCUUGGAGCGGUUGGGCUGGAACUUGUCCUCUACGGAUUUGGACGAUGGGAAAGGGAUUAGAGUGAACGUGUGA